CAGAUUACAGUAGAGGGGAGCAAAGAAUCCAAUCCUUCAGAUCCCAAAAAUGGAAGACUUUUGGAAGCGAGCAAAAUCCUUCGCGGAAGAAGCAGCGAAGAAAUCGCAAUCCCUAGCAACGCCAAACAAAAUCGCCGAUCUAGUCGCCGAGACCGCCAAGAAGUCCAAGGAGCUCGCUCUGGAAGCCACCAAGAAAGCCGAUGAGCUCAAAACCGCCGCUCUCAAACAAGCCGAUCAAAUCCAAAUUCAAAGCAUAUCCAAGUCCAUUUCCGAUAUCAUCCCUCCUCAACUCUCCUCCCUCUCCAUUACCGCCUCCGCCUCCACUUCCUCCGAUCCUCCACCGAUCUCGGAUUCGGAGCUCCGGAAGUUUGGACUCACCGAUGAUUUGAGAGACUUUGUCAGAGGUUUUACUUCUAGUACUUUCCAGAACUUCCCUUACCCUGGUCAAGAUGAACCAGAGCCGUCCGAUGCGACGACUACGGGGUCAAAUGUGCGGAAAGAUCUGAGUGAGUGGCAAGAGAGGCAUGCCACGCUUGUUCUUACUACUGUUAAGGAAAUCAAAAAAUUAAGAUAUGAGCUGUGUCCGCGUCUGAUGAAAGAAAGAAAAUUUUGGAGGAUAUAUUUCACUCUUGUUAGCACUCAUGUUGGCCCUUAUGAGAAGGAGUACAUGGAGGAAGUUAAACAGAGAGCAGAGGAGGCAAAAGAAGAUAAAUCAAAGCAAACGUCUGUAGUUAAGGCAGAAGAGCCAGAAAGUAGUCUGAAGAGUAAAACUUCAAGCUCAUCUGCUGAGCAAGAUUUGGAUACAUUUUUGUUGGGAGAUUUUGAAGAUAGUGAUGGGGGUGGAGAUGAUGGCGAUGCUGAUGCUGAUGGGAGCUUUGGUGAUGAUUUUGACAAGAUUGAAAAUUCUGAUGUUGAAGAUGAGAAGAAGACUGCAGCGGGAACUAAAGGUUAAAAGUGCUGGGGAAACACAUUGAAGCAAAAGUGAGAACUUGUGUGCUAAGGGGAGAAAAGGACUGAACAGGGGAUAGCAGAAGCAGAUGCGGGUUCUCAAAAUUUGAUUGGACGGUUGGGGUUUGGUACUGUGGUGUAUGUUUGCUUUAUGCAAGAUAUAUAAUUUGCAAUUUGUUCAUUUGUUUAAUGCUACAAAGAAUUGCAGGUUCUCAUACCUGUUCUGUUUGACAGGGAAUGAGGGAAGGCUCGAACACCAUUAGUUGCCUUGUACAGAGCACAUCUCAUUCUAUUAAUUAAAUUAUUCUUGUUAAUGUUUCUCAAAA
Theobroma umbraticum is the source of this 1274-nucleotide messenger RNA. RefSeq lists its product as uncharacterized. The record is from RefSeq and is a predicted model, not a curated record. NCBI's taxonomy places the organism in Eukaryota, Viridiplantae, Streptophyta, Magnoliopsida, Malvales, Malvaceae.